CAUCGAUGAACGUUUGAUGGCGGCCACGGAACCUCAACAAAGAUCAACCAUCUGAGUAUUAGAGUUUUUGAUCAUCUGGAUUUAUUACAGAUUAAAAAAUAAUUACUCCAUUUUACGGUCAAACAAUCUAUUGUCAUGGAAACGGAUGAGCAGGCUCGGAACCGGUUUCAGUCCGAAUUAGAGUUCGUCCAGUGUUUGGCAAACCCGAACUACCUGAACUUUCUGGCUCAGAGAGGCUACCUGAGGGAGAGACCCUUCAUCAACUACCUGAAGUACCUGCUGUACUGGAAGGAACCUGAAUACGCCAAUUUCCUCAAGUACCCUCACUGCCUCCACAUGCUGGAGCUGCUGCAGUACGAACACUUCAGGAAGGAGCUGGUCAACGCCCAGUGCGCCAAGUUCAUCGACGAGCAGCAGCUGCUGCACUGGCAGCACUACUCCAGGAAGCGCACGCGACUGCAGCAGGCGCUGGCCGAGCAGCAGCAGCCGCCGCAACAGCCGCCGCCGCACGGCAACGCCGCCGCCAAGUGAUGGACGUUAUGCAGAAGCAGCCGUCCCUCUGUGGUACUGGUCCGAUCCGUCUGUGGACUUCUGUAGGAUGAAGCUGCAGCUCAUCUGAAGCUGCUGAUGUUCAGCAAUGAAGCUGAAGUCAGAGUUCAGCAAAAUCCAGCUUUGUUUCCUGUUUCUGCUGCGUUCUGCUUUUGUAAUAAAAUGUUUUGGUUCAGCUGGUUUCCUGGAACAGAUGGAGUCAUUUCAGCAGCAGAACCUGAAUUUCUCUGGACCAGGUGCUGCAUCGGUUCCCUGAGCAGGACCCUCUGCCCUCAGAGCUUCCUGGGAGGGGCUUCCUGGGGACGAACUCACUGCCAUCAGCAUGGAAACUGACUGAUUUCAAUUCUGUUUUUAAAUCUGGCUGAAGUGUUAUCGUCCAGUCACUGAGUAAGGCUUUGGAGAACAGAAACAGGAAAAUAGAUCAUCUCAGUUUUUCUCUCUGUGAAAUUGUUGCAUUUUUAUUUUGACUUGAACAUAGCUUUUUAUUAAUAAUCAGCCUAUAGUUGUUUUUUCUUUCUCCACUGCUGCGGUUUAAUGUCUUAGUUUUAUAUUAUUUACCCAGCCCCAAGUUAAAGGUCUGUAAUA
Messenger RNA from Cyprinodon variegatus (sheepshead minnow), 1134 nucleotides. It is a transcript of the gene med31, whose product is annotated as mediator complex subunit 31. Gene Ontology annotation, cellular component: mediator complex; core mediator complex. Gene Ontology annotation, molecular function: transcription coregulator activity. Gene Ontology annotation, biological process: regulation of transcription by RNA polymerase II. The transcript is spliced from 4 exons. The coding region runs from base 136 to 531 and encodes 131 amino acids. NCBI's taxonomy places the organism in Eukaryota, Metazoa, Chordata, Actinopteri, Cyprinodontiformes, Cyprinodontidae. The record is from RefSeq and is a predicted model, not a curated record.